Messenger RNA from Pseudocercospora fijiensis CIRAD86, 1788 nucleotides. RefSeq lists its product as uncharacterized. The record is from RefSeq and is a predicted model, not a curated record. The transcript is spliced from 16 exons. NCBI's taxonomy places the organism in Eukaryota, Fungi, Ascomycota, Dothideomycetes, Mycosphaerellales, Mycosphaerellaceae. The coding region runs from base 1 to 1788 and encodes 595 amino acids.
AUGCGUAGUUCACGGUGCAUGGAGGGCACUGGAAGAAUGAGAAACGCAAGACCAUUACCGUUUCUCACAGGCUUGGCUGUGUCGCAGGGAGAAACCAGCGUGACGGACCUAGACCAGCCAGUGGAAGCGAUGGGCCAAGCAAACGUUGAUCUUUGGAGUGUUGCACGAUUCUGCGUGCCAUGCGCCAUGCCUUGGAGCCAGGCCAAAGCGUUGAAGCGGUCCACGCGCUUCGAUACGCUAGAAGGUGUGUCCCAGAGCCCGGAACUGAGUCCUAGGAUGCGCAUCGCGCAAGCGAGGCUAGGCCUUAAUCGCACUCGAGCUGACUUGCAAUGCUCGUUUAACGUGGCUGCUAUAUCCAAAGCACAAGCAAAUCACUUCACAAAGGAUCUUGCAAGAGGUCCAGGUAAAUUCAGUGCCCAGGCUAGGGAUUGUCAAAGGAUGACUUCACUCUUGACAUGCCUGUCAUCGGGCCAGCUUCUGCAACGUAGUCUAGUAAUGUCAGGUGUGAAUGCUUCAACGCAAUUUCUGAACUUGAAGUUUCAACUCAGUCGUGUGCACACCGAGCGUCCAGCACUCUUUAAUGAGUAUGGACUUUCCCCGAAGAGCUUCGACAGGAGGCAGCGCCCGAAGGUGAAGCGCUACAACGGUAAGGGCCUAGAGUCUUCAAAUAUUUCCCAUUGGCCUCGCCUCGCAUUCAGAGGCGAGUUGACCCAGGCUCGACUUUCACAGAGCGCUCAAUGGCGAUGUUUCAAAGCUCUGCAACCAAAGAUGCAUUUGAACUGUAAUAGACCACCUGGAAAUAAGAGGAAGCAUCCGGACUCGCCUCGCUGCGCCAGCGCACAUCGCGAGUCAUGGGCAGAUGUCAUCGAUGUGGGAUUCGGGCGAUCUGCUGCAGAUCCACUUUUGCACCGCCACAUGUGUUUACCAUGGAUCAGCUUGUUCAGAGUUGAGACCGUUCUUACGAUGUCGCGUCCUCUUCUCGACUUUAUGCAGCCUUACAAGCGCGACAGCAGUGCAAUCAUUCCGUUUCUGGCUAGCAGGGAUCUCUGCCCAUUGAAAUCGCCUUUUGCUUGCUACUCUGCCCUUGGCCGCAGUGGGCCAUGGCUCGGCAGAAGCGGCUGUCAUUCUGACGUUCCAGGCGGCAGCGAAGUCGAGCUCCUGCUCCUCGGCGGACGCGGGACGACGGUACUGACGACUCAUCGUGCGGGUGCGAGUGCGAGUGCGGGUGCGGGAAAUAUCUCGGGCGGCGGCCUGGUCGAUGGUGUGAGAGGGCAGGAGAUGGAAGGGAAGGGAACUAGGAUUGGCGGAAGAAAAGCUGCCGUGCCAAGGGAGAAAGCCAGGGAUUUCAUGCGCCACAGCCAGCGUCAUGUCAUCCCGAGCAUCGACAUGUGUCAGGUCGACUUCAAACGUGACGCGAGUUCGAUUCAAUUCAUCAGCACUGCAAAGAGAGUUUCUGCAGCCCAAGACGCUGGCGGCAAGGCACAGAAACGAGCUCAACGAAGGCCAACGGUCACACAUUUAAACUUCAGCCGAGACAUGAAGAUAAAUCAUUGGCGUGAACCUUCAGAGUCAACUUGGACGGCUGGCCUUGGCGACGCUGUAGUAGUCGUGUUGGUGGCACUGCAGACACCGCAGGCCAGCCAGGGAAUGAUGGAGCCCGAGAGACGGACUGUAUGCAAUUGUCAGAGGCUGCAUGGUCCAUGCGACGCCAUGUGCGGUGCAGUGCUGCCGCGAGAGGUUGACGCCUUGGAAGAAGACCAGGAGGUCGAGGCAAUGAAACGAGUAUGA